Messenger RNA from Linum tenue, 726 nucleotides. The record is from the annotation of a GenBank genome assembly. Lineage: Eukaryota; Viridiplantae; Streptophyta; Magnoliopsida; Malpighiales; Linaceae.
AUGAACAUUCCCUCUCUUCUUCAUGGUCUUGGAUGGGGGUCGUUGGUGGAAAAUAUGAGGUUCAGCUACUGUCCAGAAGCGGUUCGUCUGUUUUAUGUCAACAUUCAGAAAGGCCCUGGGACAAUCCCUACCUUUUUCACCAUAAUGGUCUUCAACUUUGAAGUCAAAGUCACUCCAGAGCUGUUGGCAACAGGUCUUGAUCUCCCUCAUGCUGGUCUUCAUGUUGGAACUGACAGUGAAUUUGGAGCACUGGGGUUUGACCUUCAAGGUGCCUUACAAUCUGUCACUCGUGACAUAGGUCAAUUUUUUCCCUCUCGACUUGCUGCUGGUCGAUUGCCUGAUGAUCUUAAGGUUCUCCAUUUCUUCCUUACUAGGAGCUUUCUGCCUCGAGACCUCUCCAGCACUGAUAUUCUUAACACCUCUGACUUAUGGGUGCUUUCUCAUGCUCGAGCUGGUACUGCCAUCAAUUAUGCUUCUCUCAUGUUCCACCAUAUGAUUCGGUUUGGGAUGGAAUACUUUGACGGUCCUCUGCCGUUUGGCCCCCAAAUUACCAGGCUUCUAUCCUUCCUACGCAUUGACUUGCAUGACAAACUGCAUCAAUGUAAUGUUCUGGAUGAUAUUCGUCCCCAACAUGUGCUUGCUAAGCUGGAUGCAUUGGUAGGGCCCCGUAAGCCUCUCACUGGCUCAGGGGGAGCAAUUUUUUGUAACAUCCCGAACCUCGGAUAA